Messenger RNA from Zootoca vivipara (common lizard), 1117 nucleotides. It is a transcript of the gene DMC1, whose product is annotated as DNA meiotic recombinase 1. Gene Ontology annotation, molecular function: DNA strand exchange activity; double-stranded DNA binding; single-stranded DNA binding. NCBI's taxonomy places the organism in Eukaryota, Metazoa, Chordata, Lepidosauria, Squamata, Lacertidae. Gene Ontology annotation, cellular component: condensed nuclear chromosome; nucleus. The record is from RefSeq and is a predicted model, not a curated record. Gene Ontology annotation, biological process: DNA recombinase assembly; chromosome organization involved in meiotic cell cycle; DNA strand invasion.
UUCCUGCAGCACUGAUUGAAAUCUUGCUAUAUCUUAUAUUACAAUGAAGUCCAUUGAGGAUCAAGUUGUCCAGGAAGAACCAGGAUUCCAGGAUGAUGAGGAGUCCUUUUUCCAGGACAUCGACCUGCUACAGAAGCAUGGAAUUAAUGUGGCUGAUAUCAAAAAGCUGAAAACAGUGGGAAUUUGUACCAUCAAAGGAAUUCAGAUGACAACUAGGCGGGCACUAUGCAGUGUUAAGGGACUCUCAGAGGCCAAAGUGGAGAAGAUAAAAGAGGCAGCCAACAAACUUAUAGAACCAGGAUUUUUGACAGCUUUUGAGUACAGUGAGAAACGUAGGAUGGUGUUCCAUAUCACCACUGGAAGUCAAGAAUUUGAUAAACUCUUGGGUGGUGGAAUUGAAAGCAUGGCAAUUACUGAAGCCUUUGGGGAAUUCCGAACCGGCAAAACUCAGCUUUCCCACACUCUUUGUGUAACAGCCCAGCUUCCUGGAACGGAUGGCUAUACUGGUGGGAAGAUUAUUUUCAUUGACACAGAAAACACCUUCCGUCCAGACCGUCUUCGUGAUAUUGCUGAUCGCUUCAAUGCAGACCAUGAUGCAGUUCUUGACAAUGUAUUAUAUGCACGGGCAUAUACAAGUGAACAUCAGAUGGAAUUGCUUGAUUAUGUUGCUGCCAAAUUCCACGAGGAGCCAGGCAUUUUCAAACUAUUGGUAAUUGAUUCCAUUAUGGCGCUAUUCCGCGUAGACUUCAGUGGUCGGGGGGAACUGGCUGAAAGGCAACAGAAGCUUGCUCAGAUGCUGUCAAGGCUUCAAAAAAUAUCAGAAGAAUAUAACGUGGCUGUGUUUAUAACUAACCAGAUGACUGCUGACCCGGGAGCAACAAUGACCUUUCAGGCUGAUCCCAAAAAGCCCAUUGGGGGCCACAUCCUCGCUCAUGCUUCUACAACAAGAAUUAGUUUGCGUAAAGGAAGAGGAGAGUUGCGUAUUGCCAAGAUAUAUGAUAGCCCAGAAAUGCCUGAAAAUGAAGCCACAUUUUCAAUAACUGCCGGAGGAAUUGGAGAUGCCAAAGAAUAGGCAGAACUUGGGGGUGAACAAUGGAAGGCACGCCCACAAGCUAAA